Messenger RNA from Marchantia polymorpha subsp. ruderalis, 1051 nucleotides. The record is from the annotation of a GenBank genome assembly. NCBI's taxonomy places the organism in Eukaryota, Viridiplantae, Streptophyta, Marchantiopsida, Marchantiales, Marchantiaceae.
GUGUAGUUUGUGGCAGCUCAUAGUUUUAGGAAAUUCGAGUCUCCACAGCGCCCCUUCGUGUUGACAGUUUCAUUUCGCUCUACCAGCCGGUUGCCCUCGUCAUGUCGUCACCUUUCUCUCAAUCAGCGAUCGUGAUCUUCGUAGUCAGGGACCUCACAUUUGUUAUUGCUUGAUUCAACGGUGCUCUGCUGUAUGUUUAUGCAAUGUUCAUUAAGUUAGUUCAAUGAGUGACGAUGUACACAAACGAAUUUAAACGGAUGCUCUCCAUCUUGCCCAGAUUUGUACGAGAAACUGCGAUUUUCUGUAUCCACCUGAUAUGAUCAUUUUACCUGUUGCUGUCUCUGAUGGACGGAUGAUUGGGUAUGAUAUCCCCAUAGGGUGGAUAGCGAAGGCAGGCGUUGAGUCCUUUCGACACUCUUUCCGUGUGUCAGAAAGGAAUUUUGUUCUGCUACAUCUCUACAGGAAUCUUACCGCCACUAAUUUUGCACACCCAGCACUGGAGGUAGAACUAUUGCCGACCAUGUAACCUUUCAAUGUGCAGACACUGAAGUUAAGGCAAAUCAAAUCUUUCUUAUUAUGAGAGAAGGUUUGAGAGUAUUACCUUAGCGACAAUUAUACAUGAGCCCUGGCAAUGCCGGGACCUCACAAAUAAUCUACUUCUAGAUUCAUGUGUGCUUUGACACUCAGCGAAGGACUGAGGCCGAAGGAGUCUCUAAUCGUCAUAACGGGCAAUCCGAGAAGUGCACGUCGGUAUGAAGCCCUACCAUGCGCGAUUCAGAAUACAUGCAACACAGCGCUGUAAGCAAACACCUAUAUCUAACUUGGGACACGCAAUCAGUGUGAAGCUAGGAUUUCCACAGGCUGAAUGUUGGACCGGGCCCGUCUUCUUCCGACAUCCGAUUGGCGAGAAUGGAUCACAAAACUCAGAUUCUUUAGACGACUGGAUAUUGCGUCCGGAACUCCGGAAUUUGGGAUUAUAGUCAUUGAUCAUGAGUGUACAGCGAACAUUAAAGUCAUCUGAUUAAAGUCAACAAUUCCAACACCACAGCCU